ACUGACAGUGUGCAACAAGUGAUUUUGUGUGGUGGUUGUGUUGAUGACCUAUUGCGGUCAAAUUACGUAGUUUUGUGGCAACAAAAAUGUACAUUUACGAGCUACCUUUCGAGAUUAAUAAGGAACUAUGCAGACUCCUCGACAUAGAAGACUAUUGGAAGGAGUUAGCAGGCAAUUGGAUGCAAUAUUCGGCGUUUGAAGUAAACGACAUAGAACAAACAGCAAGGCGCCAGGCUAUAUCGCCAACUAACCAGCUAUUCACAAGAUGGGGUCAGCUGAACCAUAGAGUAGAAGAACUUUUUAUUUUACUAUACAAAAUGAAGCACAUGCCAGCGCUAAUCUGCCUGAAGCCAGUUGUAAAUAGUGACUUCCAUAAAUUAUUAAGUAAACAUAUAAACUCUAACAGUGCGAGGGAAAGGAAAACUGCUGUUAUUCAUGAUAGUUCAUAUAAGAAGAGUUCACAGAAAAGUGAUGGCAACUUUGGUUCAAUUCCUCUGCCGGUCAUGUUGAUUGAAAAGGGUGUCCAUCUUCCAACGACAAGCAGGAUACAGAACGGCAACUCACCGUCGCCUAACUAUGAAACAAGCACGGACAUAAGCAAGACAUCAUCAACGCAAGGCGAGAAAGGCAAUGAAGAUGAUGAGAUCAUGCGCAACGUGUCUGCCGUACCUCGGAUCAGUUAUGAAGAGUUGAAGGAGGCGACGGGCAACUGGUCUGAUAGUAACCUGUUGGGGAGAGGCGGGUUUGGGCAGGUUUUUAAAGGCGAAUGGAAGCAUCUUACGGUAGCAGUAAAGCGUCUUCGCGACAAUAAUGACCGAAACAAAGAACUUAUUCGCGAGAUGUGCCUCAACCAGUACCGACACGACAACAUACUGCCGCUCUACGGGUACUCGCUCGGAGGCCCUGAAGCGUGCUUAGUAUACCAGUUAAUGGCUGGCGGUUCAUUAGAACAGAGAUUAAGGGGUAAAACUCAUCACCCGCCCUUGUCAUGGUCUCAAAGAUAUAACAUAGUUCAUGGUGUUGCUAGAGGACUAACAUUCCUACACACAAUGGCCGGUACUCCUCUAAUACACGGGGAUAUAAAACCAGCGAACAUACUGCUGGAUACAUGCCUCAUGCCCAGGAUUGGAGACUUUGGACUGGCCAGGAAGGGACCUUAUGGGGAUGAGCGGUCUGAUGUUAAGGUUUCCAAAGUAUACGGCACUAAACCCUACCUCCCCGACGAGUACCUCCGCGCCCGCUCCCUCUCCCCCGCCGUCGACGUGUUCAGCUACGGCGUCGUCAUGCUGGAGGUGGCCACCGCCCUGCCUGCCAUCGACAAGGCAAGACCCGAGCAUCUGCUCAGCAUGUACAUGCAUCAGCUCUAUAACCAGGGCUUGGAUAUGGCAACCCUAGAAGACCCAGUACUCCGUGGUUCAGUACACGCGAGUCCUACAAUGUGUCGUGCCUUCGUCGCCAUCGGGCUCCACUGCACCAAGUUCCUGCGACAACAGAGACCUACCAUGUUGGAUGUGUAUAAGAAGCUUAAAGAAAUGGAAGUGCCUAAUAAUAAUAAUUUUACUUGAGGAUUUUGGUUGGGGGAUGGAGUGUUAACAUUAUUAAAAAGAAAUAUAAAUAAAAAACGUAUAUUAAAGCUACAAGGAGAUUACGAAUUGACCAACCAAUAUAAUGAACAUUUAUCUGUCAAAUCGUCCAAAACAAAAAUAUAGAGGUUGCUAUUUUACUAACUAAAACGUUGGAAAAUAUUUUCAAAAACAUAGUGUUAGCCCUCCAUUUGCUAUUUACUUUGUGGCAUUUUUCAAGUAGAUUAUAUAUUUCUGUCAUAUGUACGUAUAGUGGCCAGCAUAUCAAGCUACUAUAAUUUCUCAGAUUUCUUUAAUAGAUUUUCAACUUUAUCUCUAUAAUUUAAGGUUCAAUGUUGGUUGGAUUAUUUUACGGGUAGCUUGAUGGUUUGGUGUCUGUACUUUAAAUUAUGUCUUCCAGUCAAAUCUAGGUGUAAAUGGAAAUGUAAGUAUUGUCAUUUUAAGUGCCUGGUUUGUAGUGUACAGUAUUAUGGUAAAUGAGAAUUUUUAAAAGGAUGCGCCAAAUAACUUUGCAUUUCUGAACUCUAUUUGAUUCCUCAC
Molecule: messenger RNA, 2123 nt
Organism: Helicoverpa armigera (cotton bollworm)
Lineage: Eukaryota; Metazoa; Arthropoda; Insecta; Lepidoptera; Noctuidae
Product: serine/threonine-protein kinase pelle
Exons: 10
Coding region: 87-1565 (492 amino acids)
Biological process (GO): signal transduction; protein phosphorylation
Molecular function (GO): protein binding; protein kinase activity; ATP binding
Source: RefSeq, a predicted model, not a curated record